Phyllotreta striolata is the source of this 1540-nucleotide messenger RNA. The record is from the annotation of a GenBank genome assembly. Lineage: Eukaryota; Metazoa; Arthropoda; Insecta; Coleoptera; Chrysomelidae.
CCGCAAUCCCAUCACGACAUUUUCCUGUACAAGAAAUAUCCAGACAGAAUCGAGCAGGUUGUUUUCUGUAGCGAAAAAACCGCAAAAAACGUCUUAUUUGACAACCGACCAUUUAAAAAUAGCCGUCGUAAGUUCAGCUCUUCGAUAACAACGUUUAAAUUUAGCGAACGAUUGCUGCGCGUGUACGCAAAUUUCACGCAUUCAUUUCAGCGGAGAGACCUGAAAAGCCUUAGAAAUAUGAAGUAUGUUUUGUUAUCAAACGGUAGUGAAAUGCCUAUUGUAGGUCUGGGAACGUGGAAAACUCAACCGCAGGAAAUCGAGGAUGCUGUUCAAUUAGCGUUAGAAAACGGCUACAGGCAUAUAGAUACAGCUUACAAUUAUAAUACGGAAGAAGCAGUCGGUAAUGUCGUAAAUAGGUGGAUAAAAGAUGAAAAAUUAAAACGAGAAGAUAUUUUUAUAACUACUAAAUUACCUGUAUUCGGCAAUCGAGCCAAUGACGUAGAAAAAUAUUUGAAAUUAUCCCUGCAGCGCUUGAAUUUAAAUUACGUAGAUUUGUAUUUGAUCCACAUGCCGUUCAGCUUUCACAGCAACGAUGAAUUGAACGGGCCCCUUUGUAGCGGAGACGGAAAGCCCAGUUUGGACAUAAACGAUAUUACCGAGACUUGGAAGGCAAUGGAAAAACAAGUAGAGAACGGAUUAACGAAAGGAAUAGGCCUGUCCAAUUUUAACAUAGAUCAAAUUAGGCGAAUACACAGUUCCUCUAAAAUAAAACCCGCCGUUUUACAGGUGGAAUUGCACGCUUAUUUACAGCAAAAGGAGCUCAGGAAGGCCUGCAAUGAUCUGGAAAUAGCCGUGACAGCCUACGCUCCCCUGGGAAGCCCCGGAGCUAAGUCACACUUUAUUGAAAAAUAUAAUUAUGCAGUUCAAGAUUUUCCCGAUAUCCUGGGCCACCCGGUAGUUGACAAAUUGGCGGAAAAGUACCAGAAAAACCCCGGGCAAAUUCUCCUCAGACAUCUCGUUCAACAAGACGUUUUGGUCAUACCGAAGAGCAAAAAUCCCGAAAGGAUUAGAGCGAACAUACAGCUAUUCGAUUUCGAAUUGUCCAAUGAAGACAUGGAGCUCCUGAAUGAACUAGACCAAGGAGAAAAAGGACGUAUAUUUAAUUUUUUGUUUUUUUCAGGCGUCGAGAAACAUCCUGAGUACCCGUUCAACGGACUUUCAUCUUAGUUUUGUACCCAAUAUUCUUUCCUCCUAUUUAUUUAGUUUUAUUUCCUUGUUACAUCUUAAUUUGAAGUAUUUUUCGAAGUCUAAACUGUUGAACACAACGUUUUGUCAAAUAGGUUUAUAUUGCAAUCUGUGAUUCAGAACAAUAUCGGUAAUUAUACGUACAUACCCUAUGGUGUAUUUCAAUUUGCAAUUGGGUUUAAUCACACCCAUAGCUGAGUAACCUAUAAUUGUAUAUUGCAAACUAAAAUGAAUCAACCUGUAUGUAUGUACCAGUAUGUUUAUAGUUACUAGAGGAAUAAAUUAAUUUUUUUAA